UUUUAUUUCGUUGCUCAGUUACCAUUACCGCUAUUCCCUAUAUAUCAGCCGGACCGAGGUUUCCAGCCAUCAACUUUUCCAUCCAUUAUCCAAAUUGCCGUUUGUCAUACCAUCCAAUCUUCGUUGUACAGCACCAACCAUACUGGCCAUUUUACUUUCGUUCCUGCCUCACUAGUUAGAUCAGGAGAACCCCAGUUUUAUUUCUUACUUUUCAUUCUUUGCUUGGGCUUCCAUGUGCUUGCCAACGCGACUCGCUUGUUGAUUCAUAUUUCAUCAUAUAUCAACCUCACUUUACUUCCCACGUAGCAACCUGUUUCUCACCUACAACUACAAUCAUCAAAACACUUUCGUUUUUAAUCCUUACCUACACUACAAUCCUUCGACUUUCUAAUCGAAGUUAUUUUAAUUCCCAAUCCUCCCAUCCUAUCAAAACAACCAAACACCUCAAAAUGCAAUUCUCCAAGCUUCUCAGUGUCGCCGUCGGUCUUUUGGCCACAGCAGAAGCUGUUUCUGUCUAUAAGCCUCGCAUCGCUGCUCGUGGUUCCCAGCAGAAAUACAAUUUGAAGCUUGACACCGUUCAAGUCGCUACACCUAGUUCUGCUUCUGCUAUCAGGAAUAUGAUCAUCCAGGACAUUGUUACUAGAUCUGCCGUUGAUAGCAAGAAUGGAACUACCAUUUUUGAUGAUUCUAUUUCCUGUAUGUUUACUUUCCUUGUUUACUUUAUAUACUAUCCAAUUACUUCAUAUAUCCCCACCAAUCAAUUCUCAACCUUCAAUCUCCAUUUCAAAACCAAACAACCAACAUCUCCGCUAACAAAAUAAUCAGUCACCUUCAUUGACCCCAACUCAAAUACCUCGACGGCCUGUAACGAUGACUUCCAAGGCACAGCUACCACCACUCAAUUUCCCACUGGCUGGGUUCCCUGCAAUAACAAUGGGAACCUGAUGGAUGAUUUCUACUGGCAAUUCACUUCGUAUCAAUCUCUCACCAGUUUCAGCAUCGAGUUAAUUCAUGCUUUUGUUGGUUCCAAGUAUGUUUGCCCUCUAUCCCCGUUCGCGCUUCCAAUCUCGACAUCUGGUACACCAAGCCGGAUUCAGAGAAUAAGGAUGUAAAUUUCGGAUUCUGUAGAUAAAAAUACUAACAAUCUUCUCCAAAUAGCAACGCAGGCGAAGUCCUCAGAUCUGCAGAUAUACCCAUUACCCUCACCUGCGCCGACGUAAACCACGUCGACGGAUGUUUCUCCAACCAAGUCAUUUCACUACCAAUCGCCAUAGCCACCGCAUAAAUGUCUCCAAGUCCAAGAAUAUCGAAUUUGUAAUAACAGGAAACGCCUACUUCAUUUUCUUCUUCGGCGUACCUUUUCAAACCCCAUAAUCAUUUGAGCGGAAAAGACGGAUGGAUGAUGGAUGAUUCAUAGCUGAGCGGUGCCUUACGUUAAAUAUACUUAUUUAUUAUAAGUAUAAUAUACGUUGGUUUCUGGUUAAAGAAUGUGGCUUGAAAGUUUAAAGAAAGUCUGGGCUUGCUUGCUUGGCUUGACUUUGAUGGGCAAUUGUAGAUGUUGCGAUGCAUAUUACUUGAAUCUUACACGGUGCGAAUGCGAAUCGCUGUCUUGAAAUGGCAUGCAUGGAUGGGCUGGAUGUAAUAAGCAAAGUACUGUACUAUUGAGAAAACAAAAAAUAAAA
This is a messenger RNA of Sclerotinia trifoliorum, 1682 nucleotides long. The record is from the annotation of a GenBank genome assembly. Lineage: Eukaryota; Fungi; Ascomycota; Leotiomycetes; Helotiales; Sclerotiniaceae.